UUGUUGAUUCAAGAAAACACUUUCUACAGCUCAAAGAUUUCUUGACGCCAACUCUCUCUUCUUUCUAAACAUAUAUUUACAAACAAUUUCAUACUAUAAAAAGCCUUACAAAGAGUUUGUUUCUUUCAGGAAAAGAGAGAGAGGGAGAUAUUAAAUAUGGCUGCCUGGAAUUCAAAUCCUCUUCAUAUAACCUAUCAAGUCUUUGGUUGGAUAGCCUUUGGUUCUUGGUCUGUCAGUUUCUAUCCACAAGUCAUCUUGAAUUUCCGACGGAAAAGUGUGGUCGGAUUGAACUUCGAUUUCGUAGUGCUAAAUUUGACCAAACAUUCAGCCUACUUGGUAUAUAAUGCUUCUAUGUACUUUAGCUCUGCUGUCCAAAAGCAAUACUUGAAUAAGUAUGGCCAUAAACAGAUGAUACCUGUGGCAGUCAACGACGUUGCGUUUUCAAUACAUGCUGUUACGUUGACAGCAAUUACAUUGUUCCAAAUUGCAAUCUACGAACGUGGACAUCAAAAAGUAUCCAAGAUUGCUAUAUUAAUUGUGAGUAUUGUAUGGAUAGCUGCUGCCAUAUGUUUUUUUGUAGCAUUGCAUCGCCACUCUUGGCUUUGGCUCACUUCCGUCUUUAGCACGAUUCAAAUUUGUAUGACAAUUAUCAAGUACAUUCCCCAGGCAAUAAUGAACUUUAUGAGAAAAAGCACAGAUGGGUUCAGUAUUGGGAACAUUUUGCUUGAUUUUUUUGGAGGUGCGACUAAUUAUGCACAAAUGGCUACACAAUCUAUAGACCAACAUUCAUGGGUCAACUUCUAUGGCAACAUUGGAAAAACUUUGCUAUCUCUGGUGUCCAUAUUCUUUGACCUUCUCUUCAUGAUUCAACAUUAUCUCAUUUAUCCUGCGAAGAAGAAGAAGCUCUCUUCCCCUAAAGAGGAUGCAGAGCUACGUAAUAGCUCUUUGCGGUCAGAAAAUGUAUGAAUGAAGAUUUAACUCCGUCAAUGUUGUAAGAGAAAGAAAAAAAAAAUAUAUGUACCAUGGCUAUGUUUGCUUGAUU
Molecule: messenger RNA, 1042 nt
Organism: Jatropha curcas
Lineage: Eukaryota; Viridiplantae; Streptophyta; Magnoliopsida; Malpighiales; Euphorbiaceae
Product: cystinosin homolog
Biological process (GO): L-cystine transport
Cellular component (GO): vacuolar membrane
Molecular function (GO): L-cystine transmembrane transporter activity
Source: RefSeq, a predicted model, not a curated record